Molecule: messenger RNA, 1686 nt
Organism: Pieris macdunnoughi
Lineage: Eukaryota; Metazoa; Arthropoda; Insecta; Lepidoptera; Pieridae
Source: the annotation of a GenBank genome assembly
AUGAGUAGUGUACAAGACACCGGUCCUGAGACAUUUCAACAAUUUCCUUCGAAUAGGAUUAUAGUAAUUCAUCCUGGUUCUUUCUACGUUCGUAUAGGUAGAGCUUCGGAUCUACUGCCUGUAAGACAACUACACUGCAUUGCAAGAAAACGUCGCCCUGAAGGUAAAAUAUAUCGAGAUUCUUUCGUUCCACCAAGUGUUCCUAAAACUAAAGAACUUAUUGAAGAAUUAGAAGAAUGUCGCUUGCAAAUAUCUCAUACUCUACAAUCAUGCAUGCAGUCAAAUGGAGCAAGAAGAUAUGCUACACCACCACAACAAAUAGCUGCUUUCAAUCGUAGAUCAUUACCUGAAGCUGUAAGUGAUGGUGAGCCAUGGCCUCAAGUUGAGUGUGAUAUUAUAAUAGGAGAUUUAGUCCUUGAUGUAGAUCCGGAAUUACCAUAUAAUAUACAUUUUCCAUAUAAAAGAGGAGAUUUUAACAUACAUUCUGAAGUAGGUGGUUCUAUUUCAUCAGUUUUAAAUGAUUUAUAUACAAUUUGGAGCUCUAUAAUUGAAUAUAAAUUAGGAAUAGCACUCAUUGAACUUGUGAAGUACCGUUGUGUUUUACUAAUACCAGACAUUUACAAUAGAAGUCAUUUAAAAUAUUUAAUGUCACUUUUACUUAGAGAUUUAGGUUUUGGUGACUGUUUUCUAGUCCAGGAAAGUGUUGGUGCCACAUUUGGGGCAGGUAUAGGAUCAGCCUGUGUUGUGGAUAUUGGAGACCAAAAGACUGCAAUAUCAUGCGUUGAAGAUGGCAUUUCACACAAGACCACACGGUUACGUAUGGAUUAUGGAGCUGGGGAUGUCUGCCAAGCUUUAUCAUGGAUGUUUCAUAAAAGUGCAUUUCCCUACAAAGAUUGGAAUGAAAAUAUACCUAGAGAUGUUAUUUUAAUGAGGAAUCUUUAUCAUGAUUUUUGCCAUGUAAAUCUUGAUGUUUGUGGGCCUCAAGAAAAAACAUUUUUAGUAGACCAUCCUGGUGACAUUGUUAAUAAAUACACUUUACAAGUAGGUGAUGAAUGUAUUAUAUCACCACUGGCACUCUUUUACACUGAUUUAUUAAAAAUUACAGGAAUAAAAACAACAAAAAUUCAAAAUCGCCAACCAAGUGACCCAGAAGAUCCAUUUGAUGCUGAAUUUUUAAGAGAAACAGGAAGAAAAAAGGAAGUAGUUGAUCCAUCUGCAGCUGAGCAACAAACAGAAACAGCAAAUGAAGCUCAGCCUUCAACUAACACGGAAGAAGACAUUGUUGUUGAUACAUUAGAAGGAGGGCCGGGAGACAUUGUCACUUUAGCUCCUGGUCAAGUUUUAAGCUUAGAUGCAGCUAUAUUACAAAGUAUAGAUCGAUGUCCUAAUGAAGAACUUAAAAGAAAAAUGUACAGUAGUAUUCUCAUUGUUGGAGGAGGUGUUAAAGUUCUUGGACUUAACCUAUGGUUGCAAAAUAGACUUGCAUUACAAAUUCCAUAUGCAUAUAAAACUGAACAAUUAGAAAUAGUAACAUCACCUAAAGAUAUUGAUCCUGCUAGUACCGUAUGGAAAGGAGCAGCUGUGAUGUCAUGUUUAGAAUCUGCUAUUGAGCUGUGGAUAAAUCAGAGUGAAUGGAACAAACACGGACUUAAGGUUUUGCGGGAAAGAGCACCAUUUAUUUGGUGA